Messenger RNA from Penicillium cosmopolitanum, 855 nucleotides. RefSeq lists its product as uncharacterized. The coding region runs from base 1 to 855 and encodes 284 amino acids. NCBI's taxonomy places the organism in Eukaryota, Fungi, Ascomycota, Eurotiomycetes, Eurotiales, Aspergillaceae. The transcript has a single exon. The record is from RefSeq and is a predicted model, not a curated record.
AUGAAAUCACCAACUUCGCUCCUACCGAUAGCCAUAUAUGGCAUAUUGACUGCUCCAGGGGUAGCAGCAAAGUGCUCAGCGGGACUUGUCAAUAUUGUUUUCAAUGGGCCUGGCGAUAAAAUUGGGCCUGGAUCGCACCCCGACUCUCAGUUAUUUUCUUGGUUUUCCAAGAUGCCAGCCGCCAAGAAUUGGAUAACUUUUAAUGAGCAUGAAUACGAGAAGAAAAUCCCCAUGCUGGGUGACAACAAAGAUGCUGUUCAGGAGGCCAUUAAAAUGGUCACCAGGGCAAACCCGCCAGAAUUUCUGCUCACAUUCAAUGAGCCCGACUGGGAUUAUAAAACAGGAAAGACGAAAUUGACUCCUCAAGCUGCUGCUGAACUUAUUGAACCAUUGUUGAACGCGACUGCAAAGCAUACCAAAUUCAUCGCGCCAGUGCCAGCCUUCCAAAUGAGCAACUGGCUUCCUGAGUUCUAUGAAAAAUGCAAAUGCAGAGACCGUUUCUAUGCACACAGCGUCCAUAUAUAUAACCACACCAUCGAUGAUGCCAAAACUGCUAUCAACACCUUUCACAACAAGUACAACGACAAGCCUUUAUGGAUCACCGAAAUUGCACCGAGGCAGCUGAACUGUGACGCUCCGACGAGUAGCUCGUGGGCCAGUUCGACAGAAUUUAUGAACGAACUCUUCGCCUGGGGACAAUCGAUCGAAUGGAUCGAGAAGAUCUUUUGGAACUCGGGUAACAAAAUUGUCACACAUUGUGAUACAAACGUGGGUGCCUCUUAUUUGCUCGACGGCAACGGCAACCCGACGCCACUGCUGGCUCCUUUCAACAAUUUGACCUGUUCGCAAACUUGA